UCGUUUUCCUUUUUAUUCGUUUCAAAAGAAGCACUUGGUUGCGUCUCUUGUGCCCUCUGACCUCUCUAGCUCGUCUUGUUUGUCCCUCGCGCAGUUUGAAAGCUCACGAUGAGUAGGCAAGUCGCCGCUUUCGUCGCGAUUUUCCUCCUUUCAGCAGCAGUUCAGGCAGCGUCUGUGCAGAGCCGCAAUUUCCGCUACUGGCUCAACCUAUUCAGACCCAAACCCGUCCUGAUCGACCCGUACUCGGAAGUGACCUUCCAUCUCUUCACAAGGGCGAACCGGGACGUGGGGCAGCAGAUGUGGGUGGGCAACCUGAGCGGGCUGUUCGACCCUGGCAGGGCGACCAAGUUGACGGUUCACGGCUACAACGACGACGGCUUCACCUGGUGGACCGUCGAGGCCAAGCAAAACUUUCUGGACGCGGAGGACUGCAACGUGGUGUUGGUCGAUUGGUCCGGACCUGCCCAGGGCCCGCUGUACAACGUGGCCAAGGCCAACGCCCUCCCCACCGGCGAGUACCUCCGGCUCAUGUACCGAUUCCUGGCCAGCCGAGGACAAAACCUGGACAAAGUCCACUGCGUCGGACACAGUCUCGGCGCCCACGUGUGCGGCUUCAGCGGAAAAAACAGCACCGGGAAAAUUGGUCGAAUCACCGGGGUGGAUCCGGCGCAGAUUCUGUUCAGCUACGACGACCCCGCAGGUCGGCUGACCCUGACCGACGCGACCUUCGUGGACGUGAUCCACACCUGCGGCGGCUGGAUGAGUUUCGCCGACGCGAUCGGCCACGCCGACUUCUUCCCCAACGGCGGCGGAUUUCCCCAGCCCGGCUGCGGCUCAGACUUUUCUUGCGCGUGCAGCCACGCUAGGUCUGCCGACCUGUUCACCGAGUCGAUCAAGUCGGACAACUUUGUUUCUCACAAAUGCGACUCGUGGAAGAAUUACCAGAACGGCUCAUGCAGCGCCAACCAGAUCGCCCUCAUGGGCUAUCCGACGCGCGCAGACACAAGAGGAAGCUUCUUCCUGGCGACUGCAGACAAAGCGCCCUUCGCCCUCGGCUUUCCAACUUAUUUGUAAAGGAAAUUCACAAUUUUUUGAAAUGAUUAUAUUUUUUGCAAAAAAGACAAAAUAUUUGCACGAUUUU
Neocloeon triangulifer is the source of this 1141-nucleotide messenger RNA. Its product is annotated as lipase member H-A-like. The record is from RefSeq and is a predicted model, not a curated record. Gene Ontology annotation, biological process: lipid metabolic process. The coding region runs from base 109 to 1074 and encodes 321 amino acids. Gene Ontology annotation, molecular function: lipase activity. The transcript is spliced from 7 exons. NCBI's taxonomy places the organism in Eukaryota, Metazoa, Arthropoda, Insecta, Ephemeroptera, Baetidae.